AUCAGCGGUUACAACCUAUCGACUAAAAACACAGCUAAGAUCUCGCAAGACAACGGCUUCGGAAAUUGCUUGAGUAUUUCUGGUUAAGAAUCAAAAGGCUCUUGUUUCAUAAGCCUGACAUGUGUAAAAUGUUCAUCGGCUUAGUGAUGGUAUGACUAGGUCGUAAUGACGGAGACAGCGCGGGGUUCCCUCUACCUUGUUGUGAUUGUAUUGCGUCGUUCGAUGUGAAUAUGUCGUACGUUGAUGAGACCUCCGUUGCCGGUUUGAUGUGCAAUUUCUGGCUCGGGAAACCUGCAAUUUUGCUGUUUCAUCCUGAUGGAGGAAGACAAUGAAUUGAUAAACAAGGCCACGACACAGGCUACAACCCGAACUAACGGCCAAAAUGGAGAUUGGCGGGCGCUCUGCGACGCUAACCAGAGUCUUCGAAUUUAUUUUGUAAACUUGAAAACCAAGGCAACCCAGUGGCUACCUCCCCCAGAACUAUGGACAACACAACUUGGCCUGCCAUAUGGCUGGGAAAUUGGGAUAAAUGUGGAGAAUACUAAAUAUUAUAUCAACCAUGUCGGCAAGUCAGCAACAUGGGAGGAUCCUCGCUCCGAAGCAGAUCAAGCAACUCAUUUACAAAUGGCAGCACCAAGAACCAGGAAAAUCAUACUAAACAGAGAUUCAUCUAUUGGGUUCGGGUUCGUUGCAGGAAGUGAGAGGCCAGUGGUCAUACGCUCUGUUAUCACUGGUGGUCCGUCACAUGGAAAGUUGUUUGCUAACGAUCAGAUUCUCAGAGUUAAUGGUGAGGAUGUGAGUGACGUUACUCAAACACAAGUCAUCAAUCUUAUCAAGUCUUGCACCGGAGAUCUCGAGCUUCACGUCAUCGCAAGCGAGGAUUUACAAGAUGCCAAGAACCAGAACCAGCGGCGGUCUUCCUUGAUGAGUCGUGCUACUCGUGAGAGAAGACGGUCGGCCCCUGUCAACGUGCGCUUCGCUGAUGACAUUUCUUUAGUGCAGUAUAUAGGACCAGCGGAGCAAGCAAGAAGGUCGUCGCUACCUGUCCUUCCUAACGUACUGAAGGUCUUUCUGGAAAAUGGUCAGACGCGAUCUUUCCGCUACGACACCAAGACCUCAGUCCAGGAAAUAUUCGAGUCAUUUGGGCCAAAGCUUGGAAUCAACUCGUUAGAGCAUUUCUGUCUAGUCCUGAGUGGACCUCAAAAGGGACAGUUCUCCCUCAUUCAGAAUCACGAGAAGGUAUCAGAGGUGAGUGGACCUCAAAAGGGACAGUUCUCCCUUAUCCAGAAUCACGAGAAGGUAUCAGAGGUGAGUGGACCUCAAAAGGGACAGUUCUCCCUCAUUCAGAAUCACGAGAAGGUAUCAGAGGUGAGUGGACCUCAAAAGGGACAGUUCUCCCUCAUUCAGAACCACGAGAAGGUAUCAGAGGUGAGUGGACCUCAAAAGGGACAGUUCUCCCUCAUUCAGAACCACGAGAAGGUAUCAGAGGUGAGUGGACCUCAAAAGGGACAGUUCUCCCUCAUUCAGAACCACGAGAAGGUAUCAGAGGUGAGUGGACCUCAAAAGGGACAGUUCUCCCUCAUCCAGAAUCACGAGAAGGUAUCAGAGGUGAGUGGACCUCAAAAGGGACAGUUCUCCCUCAUUCAGAACCACGAGAAGGUAUCAGAGGUGAGUGGACCUCAAAAGGGACAGUUCUCCCUCAUUCAGAACCACGAGAAGGUAUCAGAGGUGAGUGGACCUCAAAAGGGACAGUUCUCCCUAAUCCAGAAUCACGAGAAGGUAUCAGAGGUGAGUGGACCUCAAAAGGGACAGUUCUCCCUCAUUCAGAAUCACGAGAAGGUAUCAGAGGUGAGUGGACCUCAAAAGGGACAGUUCUCCCUUAUCCAGAAUCACGAGAAGGUAUCAGAGGUGAGUGGACCUCAAAAGGGACAGUUCUCCCUCAUUCAGAAUCACGAGAAGGUAUCAGAGGUGAGUGGACCUCAAAAGGGACAGUUCUCCCUCAUUCAGAACCACGAGAAGGUAUCAGAGGUGAGUGGACCUCAAAAGGGACAGUUCUCCCUCAUUCAGAACCACGAGAAGGUAUCAGAGGUGAGUGGACCUCAAAAGGGACAGUUCUCCCUCAUUCAGAAUCACGAGAAGGUAUCAGAGGUGAGUGAACCUCAAAAGGGACAGUCCUCCCUCAUUCAGAAUCACGAGAAGGUAUCAGAGGUGAGUGGACCUCAAAAGGGACAGUCCUCCCUCAUUCAGAGUCACGAGAAGGUAUCAGAGGUGAGUGGACCUCAAAAGGGACAGUUCUCCCUCAUUCAGAACCACGAGAAGGUAUCAGAGGUGAGUGGACCUCAAAAGGGACAGUUCUCCCUCAUUCAGAACCACGAGAAGGUAUCAGAGGUGAGUGGACCUCAAAAGGGACAGUUCUCCCUCAUUCAGGACCACGAGAAGGUAUCAGAGGUGAGUGGACCUCAAAAGGGACAGUUCUCCCUCAUUCAGAACCACGAGAAGGUAUCAGAGGUGAGUGGACCUCAAAAGGGACAGUUCUCCCUCAUUCAGAACCACGAGAAGGUAUCAGAGGUGAGUGGACCUCAAAAGGGACAGUUCUCCCUAAUCCAGAAUCACGAGAAGGUAUCAGAGGUGAGUGGACCUCAAAAGGGACAGUUCUCCCUCAUUCAGAAUCACGAGAAGGUAUCAGAGGUGAGUGGACCUCAAAAGGGACAGUUCUCCCUUAUCCAGAAUCACGAGAAGGUAUCAGAGGUGAGUGGACCUCAAAAGGGACAGUUCUCCCUCAUUCAGAAUCACGAGAAGGUAUCAGAGGUGAGUGGACCUCAAAAGGGACAGUUCUCCCUCAUUCAGAACCACGAGAAGGUAUCAGAGGUGAGUGGACCUCAAAAGGGACAGUUCUCCCUCAUUCAGAACCACGAGAAGGUAUCAGAGGUGAGUGGACCUCAAAAGGGACAGUUCUCCCUCAUUCAGAAUCACGAGAAGGUAUCAGAGGUGAGUGGACCUCAAAAGGGACAGUUCUCCCUCAUUCAGAAUCACGAGAAGGUAUCAGAGGUGAGUGGACCUCAAAAGGGACAGUUCUCCCUCAUCCAGAAUCACGAGAAGGUAUCAGAGGUGAGUGGACCUCAAAAGGGACAGUUCUCCCUCAUUCAGAAUCACGAGAAGGUAUCAGAGGUAAGUGGACCUCAAAAGGGACAGUUCUCUCUCAUCCAGAAUCACGAGAAGGUAUCAGAGGUGAGUGGACCUCAAAAGGGACAGUUCUCCCUCAUUCAGAACCACGAGAAGGUAUCAGAGGUGAGUGGACCUCAAAAGGGACAGUUCUCUCUCAUCCAGAACCACGAGAAGGUAUCAGAGGUGAGUGGACCUCAAAAGGGACAGUUCUCCCUCAUUCAGAAUCACGAGAAGGUAUCAGAGGUGAGUGAACCUCAAAAGGGACAGUUCUCCCUCAUCCAGAAUCACGAGAAGGUAUCAGAGGUGAGUGGACCUCAAAAGGGACAGUCCUCCCUCAUUCAGAACCACGAGAAGGUAUCAGAGGUGAGUGGACCUCAAAAGGGACAGUUCUCCCUCAUUCAGAACCACGAGAAGGUAUCAGAGGUGAGUGGACCUCAAAAGGGACAGUUCUCCCUCAUUCAGAACCACGAGAAGGUAUCAGAGGUGAGUGGACCUCAAAAGGGACAGUUCUCCCUCAUUCAGAACCACGAGAAGGUAUCAGAGGUGAGUGGACCUCAAAAGGGACAGUUCUCCCUCAUUCAGAAUCACGAGAAGGUAUCAGAGGUGAGUGGACCUCAAAAGGGACAGUUCUCCCUCAUUCAGAAUCACGAGAAGGUAUCAGAGGUGAGUGGACCUCAAAAGGGACAGUUCUCCCUCAUUCAGAACCACGAGAAGGUAUCAGAGGUGAGUGGACCUCAAAAGGGACAGUUCUCCCUCAUUCAGAAUCACGAGAAGGUAUCAGAGGUGAGUGAACCUCAAAAGGGACAGUCCUCCCUCAUUCAGAAUCACGAGAAGGUAUCAGAGAUUUACACAGAUAGGAACUGCAGUAAAGGAUCCUGGGUCUGCAAGUUUCAGCUCUGCUUUCUUCCACGUAAUCCAGAUGCUCUCUUGGAAAAGGAUCCAGUUGCAUUCAAUUAUCUGUACGAUCAGAUCAGCAACAACAUCGUUGAGGGAUAUUUCGACACAGAUUUAAAAUAUGACAUGGCGAUCAAGCUUGCCGCUCUUCACAUGCAGCAGAAGGCAACAGAAGCGACACGCACCCUCCCUCUCAAGAUCACGGCGCGAGGAGUGGAGAAGGAGUUUGAUGGGCUCGAGACGUUCGUGCCUGAGAAUUUGUUGAACGGAGUGAAGACAAAGGAACUCCGCAAGGCUCUGGAGCAACAGAUCAAGCAUAACCAGAGUUUGGCCGCGCCUGGUCAGCGGUACAUGGGUAGUAGAGAGUGUAAGCGAAAUUACCUUCGGAUCGCGUCAGAGCUGGUCUCGUACGGCGGAAAAUACUUCAAGGUCGUGCUUUUCACUACAACUGCAGGAAGCAAGUCUCGGAAGGCUCGGCAACAGGAAGCGACACUUCUCGUCAGUCCUAAGUACGGUCUGAGCCAAGUCAUCAAAGGCAAAGUGAAUGUGCUCUGCCAGCUUGCCGACUUGGAUCAGAUAACAAAGUUUUCCAUCUCGUUUCACGCCGAGGGCAAGCGACUGCUGAAAGUGUCUGUCAAUGAAAGCAAGGAUAUCCUGUUACUUGUGAGCCCGUUGGACAGCAUGGACCUCGUCACUUUCGUCAUCGGCUAUCAGAAGCUGUGGGAGAGGCCGUGCGCGUCAUUACAGAUUGAAGGCCAGGAUCCACAGACGCCAUUCGCCGAUGGCAAGACCGCUGAAGCUCCAGCCUACCCAGCAGUCCAUCGCGUUGUUCCCGAUUCCUGGUCUUACCCUACAUUCCUCCAAGUCCCCGGAAACAGCAUCGACAGCAACUUUUACGUUGACUUAUCAAAAGACCCUCCCCAAGUUGGGAGUAGUGAAAGUUUUGAUGAUACAACAAAGCGUUCCUCUGACCAAGAAGAUCUCCAGGAAAUAUCUGGAAAUGGUAGCUCAGGGGGUAAUGUUGACCAGGUUUCCAUGCCAAAGAGGUUGAAGAUGGACCCAUUCCCGCCCAAGCCAUCUCGCGCAGCAUCACUGGGAUUAUACAGAAUUGCCGAGGAAGAGAACCACGAGCCUGGAAACGAGCAAGACGAGGCGACGGAGGAUGACUGGAUCAACCAACUAAACGUGGCUGAACAAAUGUUCUUGGAAUCUAAAUCGAAGACGGAAAAUCCAGAAGGUGAAAUAAAAGACCAAGACAGUGACGAAAGCGAAGAAGUAAACACUCGAAGUGCCAUAGACCAUGAUGAACAGAAGACAGUCGACGAAAAAGAAUUGAUGAUUGACAAUUACCAAAAGAGCGUAGCACGUGCAAAGGCAAGUGAAGAGAAGCCCAACACAGAACAAAUGGGGUGCACAGAUACAACCGUCCUAAACAAGUACGAUCAAACGGGCUCGGGGGAUAAGGUGGAUGCUAAAAAUGAUAGCAACGAGAACGGUGAACAUUUUGAAUGGCCAGAUAGGGGGUCUAAGGCAGACGACCAAAGCGAUUCUAUGUCUGAUGCAAGUGGCAGUGCGGGAAGCAGUGAAGACGCUGUGAUCGAUUUUUGUCCGGAGUCAACACAAUUAGACGAUGUUUCCUUGUGCAGUCCGUCCGGGUCGCCAAAGAAGUAUAACGGUGAUUCAUGGCCUGAUUUUGAAUGCUUCCUCCGUCCGAGUAGGCCCUCACAGGAGAAGGAUUCGCUUCCUGAGGACGAGUGUGACGACGCUCACCUUACGGAUGACAUGGCUCGUUUAAAUGAUGACGAUGAAGACGAUGAUGAUGAUGAGUCACUAUUUAGUAUGUACCUCAGAAACACUGGGGCUGUCGGUGCAGAAACAGAAAACAGCAUGUGUCGUCAAACUUAUUCGCCCAGUGCUUAUAGAUCUAAGGUACAAGAAGAACAAAGUCACGGAUUUGUUAGUGGGGGUUGCGAUAGCGAUGAGUCAAGACAAAGAGAUUUGACAGCAGAGUCGGAUGAACCUUCAAAGACGGCUAAGGUAAAUCUGAAGGACUCGAAUAACGAUUUCAACACUGAUGAAAAUCUGGAGUCGAUUUCUAUAGAUGUGGACUUUGAAAGCAGUUGUUCUUCGAGUACUGGUGAGGAUUCCUCCGAUCUUCAAGGAACUUAUGAUGUCGAAGAGGAAGAAGGAAGGGAUGGAAAAGUCGAACUCUUUAAUAGAGAAAGCACCAAGCUUCUGUCGUACAAGUUAAAGGAAUAUGUUCAUUAUAACGACUCGCCUGUUCCUAUUUCUGUCGAUGGAGAUAGUGGAUCUAGCACUUCUUCGUCAGCUUCUGAAUCUUUUGCCAUGUACCAAGUUAACGAAGUAGAUAAGUCUGACAAGGAGGGAUGGAAGGAGAAGGAGGGGGGAGUAGAUGAGUCAGAGAAGGAGGGAUGGAAGACGGAGGGGGAAGGGCAGAGGGAGGAGAAGGAGGAGGGAUGGAAGAAGGAGGUGGAAGGGCAGAGGGAGGAGAAGGAGGAGGGAUGGAAGAAGGAGGUGGAAGGGCAGAGGGAGGAGAAGGAGGAUGAUAAAAGUGACUCGCAUACGAAAUUUAAAAGUUUGUUUUGGAGGCAAAACGCCGUCCGGACAAUUAGUGAAAGGUCGACUGAGUGUGACCUCGAAGAUGAGGAAAACUCGUCAACUUGGAACGAGCCAUUACUUCAUAGCACGGGACAUCCCGAGGUAAACAUUACAGGUAACGACGGUUCGAUAUCGGCUCAAGAAUCCGAAACUGUUCCUGUUACACCGUAUCUUAUUCUCGGUGAGGACCCAGGGGAAUCCGAAGACGCUGGGGUUGUAGAAGAACUCGAGAAACACAUAGAUUUGGACCCAGAGGGAUUUGAAGUCGCUAGGGGUACAGAAGAACACGAGAAACACAUGGAUUUGGACCCAGAGGGAUUUGAAGUCGCUAGGGGUACAGAAGAAGACGAGAAACACAUGGAUUUGGACUUAGGGGAAUCUGAAGACGCUUGGGGUACAGAAGAACACGAGAAACACAUGGAUUUGGACUUAGGGGAAUCUGAAGACGCUUGGGGUACAGAAGAACACGAGAAACACAUGGAUUCAUUUGAGGCUACCCUUCCUGCGGAAUGGCUCAUCCCAUCUCCCCCACCUGCCACUGAGGAAUUAUGGGAAAUCAAAGUAGUGUCGCCGCCUCCUCUAAACCUCAGUAUUACUCCUACAGCGUUUGAGCUUAGUAGCAGUAACAGUGAUGGCUAUGUUAAAAUAGAGAUCGACGAGAUCGAGAGGUUCAUUCUACCACCCCCGCCACCAGUCGGUGACAAUAAGGAAAGCGUCCAAACCGUUUCGCAACCUCAAAGGGAACAAAGCAAUGGAGCUAUGUCACACACUCCAUUAGAGGAUAACGAUAAAGAGAGUGCUCUGAAAACGCACAACCAUGAGGCCAUAUCCCCCUUUGAAUUGGAGACCAACAACAAAGAGCGUUCACAAACUAUUCCGCUGCCUCAGACGACGCACAACCGUGAAUCAAUAUCGCGUACGCUAUUACAGGCAGACGAGGUUCUUCAAACUGUCAAACCACCGCAAGGAGCACAAUGCAAUGAUACGAUAUCACCAACAUCAGUUGUACACGAACUGGACUUUACUACGCUCUUGAAAAGACGAUGGUGCUCUCAGGAAACACUUGUCAGUAGAGAUACGGGCUUUUAUGGACAACGGGGCCACAAUAUGCAGUCAGGGUAUGAGGUUCCUUUAGAUCUGUUGGGGUCAUUAGCCAUUAAAGAUCACAGCGAUGCCGACAAUGAUACGGUGGAGAUAUCGAAAGACUCUGGUGUUAAUAGCGAUCUAGAGAGUCGUAGCGGGAAUUCAAGUUGUUCGAGUGUUCAAUCGGUAUUGACCGACUCAAAUAGCGACCCAAAGAACGAGUCAAGGAAUUCCGUCUUCAAUAUGAAAAGGACGGCGUUACUGGCGUACGUAGAACAGUUUGAGGAAAACGAAGAGAGAAGCUCAGAUGACGAUUCGGAGAAUAGUUUUUCAGACUCUUCCGAAGAGUCCAUCGAACUCUUUGUUGAUAGUACAAGUGAAAACGACGUGUUUACAGCUGUCGAUGAACCAAAUGACGGUCAAGAAGCGAUAUGUGAAAGCACGAGUGACCACUGCAAGGAAACCAUCAGUAAGAAAGAUAUUAGUCUAAGAAGCUCGAAGGAAAAUCUUCAGAACUUCAGAAAGCCCCCUAUACCCCCAAAACCUGACUUCAAGACCCAGCAUGCAUCGCAGGGAGUGUCUCUUAUUUCACGUAACAUACAACAGGGAAAUCAUAUUAACUGUGAAUAUGACUAUAGCAAAGAGACUUAUGAAAUGGCAGUCCAUGCAGAAGACAAAAAUACGCCAUACGCCAUGAUGAAUGGAAGUGCACCUUGGGAAUCGAUGGUCGCGACAGGUCCAGUCAGCUCAGCCGACGAUCAUGAAGCGAUCACGAAAUUACAAGAAACGAAAGGUUCUCGGACACUCAACGACAAAAGAAGUGAAACUAGGAAGUUUUCUCUCGAGAGAGAUAAAAGCGAUGGUUUUUGUAAUGAUUGCAACCAUGAAGAAAGCACAAUGUCAUCAAAUCCGGAUGAAUUCAUUAAUAUGUCGAAUCCGAAACAGGUAGAAAGAACGUUUUCUUCAGUGAAUGUCGAAACCACUAACGCAACGUCCAUUGAACUAGAACAAGGUAUUCAAAAUUCAAUCAGGACUUUAGUAAAGAAAAAGUGUUCAAGCAAAGAGCUUCCACGUCACGAAACCACAAAACUCGACCAGCAAAAGUUACUCGCAAAGUACUGUUUGGAUGCGCAAACUGAGAGCUUACAAUUUUUGGAAAAGCUAAAGAAACGGCUCGACGACUGUUCAAAGGAUAUGAAUGAGCCUUUCAACAUACUUCAAGGAAGCACGCACUGGAUUGUAGGAAUGCAGAACAACGCUAGGUUUCUAGCUCGUGACGUCACGCUUGUUGAUACUAACGCUAAGCAGCUCAAUUUCCAAGUCUUAUCUGCAAUGCGCACAUCUCUGGACACGAUACAACAACUAGUGAACUCUUGUGCUACCGCGAGCACUACCCAGCAGCGGGUGUCCAGUUAUCGCAUGCGCAUUCUGAUAGGUAUUGUAACUGAUGUUGUUUUGCUAUACGGUGAGCUCAUUACGCAGGCGCAAGAAACUGUGCGUAUGCACGACGACGAGGCUAGCCGGAAGCGGCUGUCAGAGAAGACUGCUGCCAUGACGACGCUGAUUGCGUCACUCAUUCGAACACUUAAAAGGUUUUAAAGCUGUUGUUUCAUCAUCCUGGUAGCUAAGGCUGCGUUCACACUAUCGCCGAAACAUCGUAAAAAAGUAAUCAACCACCUUGAAUAACUCAUUUUGAUAGAUUUAAUAUGAUCUUAUUAAUGUUAUCUACUUCUUGUACUUUUGUACAAAUUUGUCAAUUUUAAGGUACACUAGAUCCUAACAUCUUUUUAGUCAUCACGUUUCGCCUCCAGUGUGAAUGCAGCUUUAAAUGGCUACAGCUAAUACCAGUCGCUAAAGGCCACAGGUAGCCCAAGCUCUGUAUUUGUGCCUAUUUAUCAUAUGGUAAACAUUUUUACGAAACACAAAAAAAUAACUUGCUGGAAAGAAAAAUGUAGUUUAGUAUUAUGUUUAUGUUCACGUUUUGCGUGUUCUCUGGCCAUUCUAAAGCGUCUUUGGUGUUUUUGAAGAAUCCCGAUUCAAACAAUGUUCUGCAGGGCGCUUUAAAAUGCCGCAGAGAACACGCAAACACAAUACUUAAAUAAAAUACGUAAAACUUUUACCGUAAGAUCAAUAGGCACAAAUACAGAGCUUGGGCUACCUGUGUAAAGGCUUGUCCUCAUUAGGACGUAAGCACAAGCGCAAGCACAGAAGUGGGUAUCGGUCACAGACAAGCGCAAGCUAAAGAAAAUCAAGCAGUUGCGUUAAUUUGUGCUUGCUGGUGCGCUUGUGUCCCAAUGGGAAUCGAAAAAUAAUGUGAUGGUGACAAAGUAACGUAAUGAUGACUUUUGUGUUUUGUGUUUUUCUUUUCCUGGUUGAUAAGUACAACUUUUUAUAGGUUUUUUUCUCAAGUAAUUCUAAUUCAGAAACUUAUUUUAACUAGAAAAAAAUAUUUAAAAAGCUCAAUUGGAAUACAGAGAGAAAUUGGAAUGUUUAACCAUUUAUUGGUAUUCUUAAUAUAUAUAUAUAUAUAUAUAUAUUUAAAUAUGCUUAUAUAUUAGUGUAUUUAUUAAAUCGUAGAGUGGAUUUAGAGUAUAUAUCGUUUUAAAAUUUGGUGGUUUUAUCGAGGUAGUGUAAUUUGAAUACCCUCGGACUUUUUAUUACUUUUAAAAACUAAGCUGAUUCCACAAAUGUUGGGUCAUUUAAGUACGGUAAUAAACAUAUUUUUAUUGA
Molecule: messenger RNA, 10491 nt
Organism: Nematostella vectensis (starlet sea anemone)
Lineage: Eukaryota; Metazoa; Cnidaria; Anthozoa; Actiniaria; Edwardsiidae
Exons: 21
Coding region: 316-9360 (3014 amino acids)
Cellular component (GO): cytoskeleton
Molecular function (GO): protein binding
Source: RefSeq, a predicted model, not a curated record